AUGCAUCUUAUUAGUAUUUGCAUCAUUAUCUUGUGGGCAUAUGCAUAUCAAAGUAUGUCUAGAAUGUUGGAUGAAUCAUCUGUUGUUAAAGCACACCAACAAUGGAUGAUGAAGUAUGGAAUCACAUAUUCAAAUAAUUUUGAGAUGGAGAAACGUUUACAGGUAUUCAAAGAGAAUUUAGAAUACAUAGAGAAGUUUAAUAACUCUGGUAACAAGAGUUACACGCUUGGCUUAAAUCCAUAUUCUGAUUUAACUACUGAAGAGUUUAUGGCUUCCUAUACGGGACUCAAUGUCCCAAGCCGAGUUUCUUCCUCCAAACUAAAAUCAAGUUCAGUACUCUUCAACAUCACAUCAAAUUUAGAUGAUUUAGAUUGGAUGGAUUGGAGAGACAAUGGAGCAGUUACCGAUAUUAAAGCACAAGGAUUUUGUGGAGGUUGUUGGGCGUUUGCAGCUGUGGCGGCGGUAGAAGGCUUAUGGAAAAUAAAGAGGGGCACGCUGCUCAGAUUGUCAGAACAACAAGUAAUUGACUGUGAUACGAAUAGCGAGAGUUGUACCAGUGGUGAUAUUGUUAGUGCCUUCAAAUACAUGGUAGGAAGCGUUGGUAUUCUCGAAGAAUCUCAAUAUCAAUAUACACAAGGUGAAAAACCCUGUAAACCAGUAAAUAUAGAUGAUGUUGAGGCUUAUAUAAAAUCUUACAAAAUGGUAAAAGAGAAUGAUGAACAACAAUUACUUCAAGCUGUGUCACGACAACCAGUUGCGGCUGCUGUUCAUGCCGGACAGGAAUUUAAAGAAUACGCUGGAGGGGUUUAUGCAGGAACAUGCGGACCUACGGAAAAUCAUGCAGUUGCUAUAAUUGGUUAUGGUGUAAAUGAAAAUGGAGUGAAAUAUUGGUUGAUUAAAAAUUCUUGGGGUCAAGGCUGGGGAGAGAAAGGUUACAUGAGGUUGAUAAGAGAAGGUCCAGCUGGUAAACCUGAAGGUCAUUGUGGCAUUGCUAAUUAUGCUUCUUUUCCUCAGUUAGAGGAUGGAUAUUGAGAUUCAAAAAAUAUAUAUGAAAGAAAAAUAAAAUAUCUUUAUACAUUCUGGUUUGUAUU
Vicia villosa (hairy vetch) is the source of this 1091-nucleotide messenger RNA. RefSeq names its product macrodontain-1-like. The record is from RefSeq and is a predicted model, not a curated record. Gene Ontology annotation, molecular function: cysteine-type endopeptidase activity. Lineage: Eukaryota; Viridiplantae; Streptophyta; Magnoliopsida; Fabales; Fabaceae. Bases 1 to 1032 code for a protein of 343 amino acids. Gene Ontology annotation, cellular component: lysosome. The transcript is spliced from 2 exons.